AUGUUGGUCGAACUGUCGGUUCUUAGGGAGUUAAACCCAAAUGAGAUUUCCCAUGAUGACUGGCCCACCCUUGACCUCGAAGACGCCUUUGUUUGGUCGCCGAAAUCUACCCACCCGAAUAACCUCAUAGACCUGUUGGAUGUGCUGGAGAAAGGUCCCUUUACCGUUGAAGGGAGGAUAAAAGAUGCUCCUGACGAGUUGAAGGAGUUUGCUCGCAACCCUUCGAACGUACAGAGUCUGAAAGGCAAAAUAAUCCGGGUCGCCAAUGUUAGGAGAUGGUCGAUCGAGCGGUUAGCCGACGAGAGCAUCGUUAUCUGGGCCCUUGGGGGUGCUGCCUGGUACGGCAUCCACCCGUCAGAUGACUAUAAGGAUAUCUAUAACACUAUGGUCAAGAAGGCGGCGAUAUACAACUUCAUUAUCGACAAGUAUGAUCACCUGUCUAUGAGAAACAAACAAGUCAAAACCCCUCUCAGCGACCUUUAUAAUGAACUGUCGGUUGAGAGCCCGGUUCUUGGCACUCCUGGCGAAGUGGAAAAACUUAUCCAUACACACCGGCGAUUUAUAAUGGCGCAGCUCAUUGAGAAUGCCAAAUUCAAAAAGACACCAUUUUGGCCUUACUUUGACCGCACCUAUCCGGGUGAAAUUGCCGAAGUGCAGGCUGCCAAGCGAAAAGCCGAACAGUUAAUCAUGGACCAGGAUGAGAAGAAGGCUCAGAGACUCGAGGGUUUACUCGUAACAAACGGGCCUGGUUCUCCGGGACGACGACGGACACGACCCCGCUCUGGUACUGCUAGCAGCGGGACUUCAGAGGCGGGUUCGAAUACGAAACGGAAAUCUCGUGACCACUCUAUAGAAGAACCAUGCCCCCGUCGAAGAAAAACAGGCACCGAUGGCUCUACAGUUAAGCCCAAAAUACGUGUAAAGCUUGGCCAAAAGUCUAGGCGAUCGAAUCGAAUUCCUGCUCCUUCGGGCUCACCAGCACCAGCUCUUGAAAUCCUUCCCACAUCACUCCAGAUUGCUUCUAACGACACAGCAGACCGCGUGAUACUGAGAACUACUCGUUCAACUCGCUCUUCUAAUCCCUCUUCUGCUUCCCCUACGUUGUCGAAUUUCGGGGCGAUAUCUGCUUCUUCAGUGUCUACAGCGCCCACAAUUUUAGCCCAGGAGAUGAAGCCAAUUCCAUCAAUACCCAUCAAACCAAUUCCUACGGAAGCUUCUGCGCCGCCGAAGCCCUCAAUUGAUAUGCUGAAAGAAGUGAUUGAUCAUAAACCACCUGUAAAGAAUAAUGUGGUUCGGGCGAGUAAACUCUCACGCCUGCCUGGUUCUAGACCUCCCCCAAAAUCAAAAUCGCCGCCCGCAAAAAAGAUUACAAGGUCGGCAGCAGCAGCGCCUCCUCAAACACCCGCAUCACCACCCGUCGCGAGGGCUACGAAGAGAGCCCGGAAGAAGACAGCUACUCCUGCACCUCCCGUGGUCCCACUAGAUGAGAACCAUCCAGGAUACGACGAUCUACGAGAUCAAGCCAUCUCUAAACUGACACAAAUGCACUCCCUUUACCAACAAAUUUCCAAGAAUACGAACCAAAACGAAUAUGAAAAAUUCUUGGAACUUGCGGAUGAGAACGCUGAAUGGAGGAGACAGCACGGGCUGAAAGCGGUAUACAUUGAUGUUGUAUAUGCGGCUGGGUAUUAUAAGGAUGAAAUUAAAGAUUCAAGUCUAAUCAGAAGGGUUCCCGAUACGGAAUAUCUAGUCGAUAGAACGGAAUGGGAUUUCGAUACAGCCGUUGAAUUGCUGCAAAAUGUGAAUCGUGGAACGUAUGUUCAUGAAUUGCUCCAGCCUGUCAAGGAGGCAAGAAGGAAUGCGAGGAUGAGAGGUGGGAAGCACGGUCGGGGUAGGCCGAGGAAACAUCCGGUUGCCGAGGAAGUCGCAUCUUCUUUGUCAGAGUUGAAAAUUACAAGCGCGCCGAAUGGGGCUUCUGAUAGGAGCAACGCAGCUGGAGUAGACGCAAUUGAUACGACAUGGAGUUGUAAGGGACAUGAUGCGGAUGGAAACAAGUGUCCAUUUUCCCUUGAGGACGCGUCGACUCUGGAAGGGGCGAAGAAAGCGAGCGACCAUUGGAGGACGUGCGAACUGAGGAGGCUCGCCACCGAAGAGACUUUAGCCAAAAAAAGAGAGAACAUUGAGGAAGCCCAGACAGUAGCAAGGGACCAGCAGGUCCGAGAUCCAUGGAUUAAUAUUGACCAUCUCGUUAGUUGGCUCGAAGGGGAGGCGACCAAGUCGAAAUCGUGGUUUCCUGCUGGUGUCUGUUGA
Molecule: messenger RNA, 2310 nt
Organism: Orbilia oligospora ATCC 24927
Lineage: Eukaryota; Fungi; Ascomycota; Orbiliomycetes; Orbiliales; Orbiliaceae
Exons: 5
Coding region: 1-2310 (769 amino acids)
Source: RefSeq, a predicted model, not a curated record